UUUUCCCAGCAUUCAACGCGGCAAGGUCAGACUCAAAAUGGCCGAAGAAGGUAAAACAAAUGAAAUCGCGAAAACGAUAAAUCCGAGAAACACGAGCCCUUCUCCUUUACCUAGAAGCGGGCAUAGAUGCGUUGCCGAUGAUCGAAAUGUCUACGUAUUCGGUGGAUACUCACCACAUUACAGCGAAAAGCUCUUUCGUGAAUUAUGGCGCUUCAACAUCGCCUCACAGUGCUGGAGUAGAGUAAUAACCACAGGCCCUUUUCCGAGCUCUGUUUGCUCGAGCUGCGUUCUUCUAAACAAAGGGAACUUGAUCGUAUAUGGAGGUUCAGGGAUACCUUUUGGUCAGAGCAAUAGCGCGCAACUUCAUAUUUGUCUUUUGAGCAAGAAAGAGUGGAUAGAAUUGGAAACAACGAGUACGAAAAUUAAAAAUAGGAGACAGGAAGGAUCAGACCAAGAAGACAGCGAAGAUGAUGACUCAGACAUCGAUGACGAGUUAGCGGGCUAUUUAUACGACAAAAAACCUUCCCUUCCCAUCCCUGGAUACGGCCAGAGUAUGGUUUUAUCCCCAGACCAAGAUCUAUACGUGUUUGCAGGCACGACAGGUCAUAUGUUUAAUUGCUACCUUUCUAAAUUCUCCUUCAAAACAAAGGAAUGGAAGUAUGUCUCAACUCAGAAUGAGAGCGUCCCCUUCCCCAGGUACAGACACGAGGCUGUUGAUUACAAGGGGAGUUUUUACGUCAUUGGUGGAGGGAUGGGGAGCACUGAUCCACAAGAGUUUUAUAACUUAGAUAAGGUUCACGCGUUUUGUUACCAAACUAAUAAAUGGCAAGUGUAUGAAUGUUUAGUGUCUCAAGAGCAUGGAAUUCCACCACGUCGCCGUUGCCAUGGAUGCGUGCUGUAUAAAGAUGCUGUGUAUAUUUGUGGAGGUUAUGACGGACAGACUAUCUAUAACGAUGUCUGGAGUCUAGAUCUUGUUAGGUUUCAGUGGACUAAGUUACCUAAGAUCCUCCCAUAUCCUGUGUACUUCCACUCUGCAGCCAUCACUCCAGGGGGUUGCAUGUACAUAUUUGGUGGUGUCAAGUCUAUGCAGGCAGAUACCGACGCCCGCUCCAGUGACAUUCACAAGCUGUGGCUAACUGUACCUUCGCUGCUGGACUUGUCAGUACAGUGUCUCAUGUCCCAUGUGCCAGAUGUUGAGCAUGUGUCGCCGGAGAAGUUUGCGGAGCUAGGAAUACCACCCCAUUUGAUUGCAUAAAAAUAUUUUAGAAUAGCAAGGAUUGAAAAUGAUUUGACUUUUAAUUAAUAUACAGUAGCUUGCUUAGUUCCAGUAAAAGUUUAAAGUGAGUACAGGGUGUUCCAAGAAUAUGAUUCAUGAAAGGACUAAAAAAAGGUCCAAUAUGCUUGUCAAUAAAAUAAUUUUAACGCUAAGAAAAAGCAAAAGAUAAUGUGGUCAACAGCAAUCUUAAAGAUAAGUGAAAAGGCAUACUUAAGAAAAAUAAAACCCUAGAUUUUGAUUUUCUAGAAUUAUUUGUACCUACUGAGGGUGAGUACGCAGCUCUUACAAGUCGCAAUUUGAUUGGGCAAAUAAACAAUAUCCGCACCUCGACACAAAGAACGAGAAUAGAGACAAAAUAACUCCUUUGUAGAACAAAGAUAAUAGGAGACAAUGCAGCUGCGUACUUACUCCCUACUGAUGGUCUCUUGUUGAAUCAAUUUCUGGUUACAAAAUGAUGCUCUUGACCAGUCCUUUACCUCGACUUAAAAUUGAUCUGAUAAUUGAUUUUUUUUUUUUUAAUUCUGUACCUCCUGAGUCACCUGAGUAUCGCUAGUAGUAUACCCCCACCACCACCACUCUGGCGUCGGAAGUGAUGUCACGAAUAGCAGAGGGGAUUAAAUUGCAUUUGGGAUUGUAAUGCAUGAUAACACUCAUAAAGAGAUUGAUGUUGAAAUGUAAGACUUUGCCUAGGAUUGCGUGAGGGUGUUAGAUCGCGAGAGAUGUUCUGUCUGUUGUCACGUUAGAAAUGUAUUCGAUUCUCAAUAAAAAGAGAAACAUGUA
Molecule: messenger RNA, 2056 nt
Organism: Nematostella vectensis (starlet sea anemone)
Lineage: Eukaryota; Metazoa; Cnidaria; Anthozoa; Actiniaria; Edwardsiidae
Product: kelch domain-containing protein 10
Exons: 2
Coding region: 38-1255 (405 amino acids)
Biological process (GO): positive regulation of stress-activated MAPK cascade
Molecular function (GO): protein binding
Source: RefSeq, a predicted model, not a curated record